AUGACAUCGACGGGGAAGGACGGCGGCGGGGCGCAGCACGCGCAGUAUGUGGGGCCCUACCGGCUGGAGAAGACGCUGGGCAAGGGGCAGACAGGCCUUGUGAAGCUGGGGAUUCACUGUGUCACGUGCCAGAAGGUGGCCAUCAAAAUCGUCAAUCGGGAGAAGCUCAGUGAGUCCGUGUUGAUGAAGGUGGAGCGGGAGAUCGCUAUCCUGAAGCUCAUCGAACACCCCCACGUCCUCAAGCUGCACGACGUCUAUGAAAACAAAAAAUAUUUAUACCUGGUGCUAGAACAUGUGUCUGGUGGGGAGCUCUUUGACUACCUGGUCAAAAAGGGGAGGCUGACCCCCAAAGAGGCCCGCAAGUUUUUCCGGCAGAUCAUCUCAGCGCUGGAUUUCUGCCACAGCCACUCCAUCUGCCACAGGGAUCUGAAACCAGAAAAUCUCCUGCUGGACGAGAAGAACAACAUCCGGAUCGCGGACUUCGGCAUGGCGUCCCUGCAGGUGGGGGACAGCCUCCUGGAGACCAGCUGCGGGUCCCCCCACUAUGCCUGCCCCGAGGUGAUCCGGGGAGAAAAGUACGACGGGCGCAAGGCGGACGUGUGGAGCUGCGGGGUGAUCCUGUUCGCGCUGCUGGUGGGGGCGCUGCCCUUCGACGACGACAACCUGCGGCAGCUGCUGGAGAAGGUGAAGCGGGGAGUGUUCCACAUGCCGCACUUCAUCCCGCCCGACUGCCAGAGCCUGCUGCGCGGCAUGAUCGAGGUGGACGCGGCGCGGCGCCUGACGCUAGAGCACAUUCAGAAACACAUAUGGUAUAUAGGGGGCAAGAACGAGCCUGAGCCAGAGCAGCCCAUCCCCCGAAAGGUGCAGAUCCGCUCGCUGCCCAGCCUGGAGGACAUUGACCCCGAUGUGCUGGACAGCAUGCACUCGCUGGGCUGCUUCCGAGACCGCAACAAGCUGCUGCAGGACCUGCUGUCUGAGGAGGAGAACCAGGAGAAGAUGAUCUAUUUCCUCCUCCUGGACCGGAAAGAAAGGUACCCCAGCCACGAGGAUGAGGACCUGCCCCCCAGGAACGAAAUAGACCCUCCCCGGAAGCGCGUGGACUCCCCAAUGCUGAACCGGCACGGCAAGCGGCGGCCUGAACGCAAGUCCAUGGAGGUGCUCAGCGUGACAGACGGCGGCUCUCCGGUGCCUGCUCGGCGCGCCAUUGAGAUGGCCCAGCACAGCCAGAGGUCCCGGUCCAUCAGCGGCGCCUCCUCAGGCCUCUCCACCAGCCCGCUCAGCAGCCCCCGGGUGACCCCUCACCCCUCUCCAAGGGGCAGUCCCCUCCCUACCCCCAAGGGGACGCCGGUGCACACGCCCAAGGAAAGCCCGGCCGGCACACCCAACCCCACACCGCCGUCCAGCCCCAGCGUCGGAGGGGUGCCCUGGAGGACAAGGCUCAACUCCAUCAAGAACAGCUUCCUAGGCUCACCUCGCUUCCACCGCCGGAAACUGCAGGUCCCGACGCCAGAGGAGAUGUCCAACCUGACCCCGGAGUCCUCCCCAGAGCUGGCCAAGAAGUCCUGGUUCGGGAACUUCAUCAGCCUCGAGAAGGAGGAGCAGAUCUUCCUGGUCAUCAAGGACAAGCCCCUGAGCUCCAUCAAAGCCGACAUCGUUCAUGCCUUCCUGUCGAUUCCCAGUCUCAGCCACAGCGUCAUCUCCCAGACCAGCUUCCGGGCCGAGUACAAGGCGACCGGGGGCCCGGCGGUGUUCCAGAAGCCCGUCAAGUUCCAGGUGGACAUCACCUACAGCGAGGGCGGGGCGGCCCAGAAGGAGAACGGCAUCUACUCCGUCACGUUCACGCUUCUGUCAGGCCCGAGCCGCCGCUUCAAGAGGGUCGUGGAGACCAUUCAGACGCAGCUGCUGAGCACACACGACCAGCCCUCCACCCAGCACUUGUCAGACACCACUAACUGUGUGGAGAUGAUGACGGGGAGGCUUUCCAAGUGUGACGAGAAGAACGGGCAGGCGGCCCAGGCCCCCAGCAUGCCCGCCAAGCGGAGUGCCCACAGUCCACUCGGUGACUCGGCGGCCGCUGGCCCUGGCCCUGGAGGGGAUGCCGAGUACCCAACGGGCAAGGAUACGGCCAAGACGGGGCCACCCGCCGCCCGCCACGAGCAGCCUUAG
This is a messenger RNA of Pipistrellus nathusii (Nathusius's pipistrelle), 2166 nucleotides long. Lineage: Eukaryota; Metazoa; Chordata; Mammalia; Chiroptera; Vespertilionidae. The record is from the annotation of a GenBank genome assembly.